AUGUCUCCAGAUGCUGAAGUUAUCAUAUGCUAUUGCCUAAAGUGCGGUGUCAAGCUUGGCGGUUUUGGAAAUUCAUGGGAAGGCCUUGGAAAGACUUAUUACAUACCUAAAUUCAUUAAGGAUGUCACGGGAUUUAAAGGAGUUGGUGCUAUCAAAUUGUCAGACGGACCACUGCAGGUGGGAACUGUUAUAGAAAAUAGGUCUCUAUCCAAGAGACCAUCAAUAUUUUCACGCGCUCCUCGCCCCAGCGAUAUACCACGCCAGAGUGUCGAAGAGCCUUUCACCCCAGCAGUAUCUUCACCAUUGAUGCCUGACGAUUCGGCUAUGAUGGCAACCAUACAUGAGCAACGAAAGGAUAUUGAUCGUAUUGAUGCUGCUUUGCGUCGCUUCCAAAAAGAUAUGCAGGAUGUCAAAUUAUUUUUACAAAACAUUCGCCAAGAAAUGAACGAAGUCCAGAAUACUCGCCCUGUUACUGACAGCGUCUUUGAAUCCUUCCAGGAAGAUGUCCUCUGCGCGAGUGAGAAAGCCAGUGGGGUGGAUGAUCUUCGCACAGAGCUUUAUUCCUUACGCGCACGGGUUAAGGAUAUGGAAAAAGCUACUCGCCAGGCUCUUGUCUCGGAGAAUCGAGUACUAACAACCCCAGAACUUUCUGAUGAAUCGCAAGGACGAGAUAUGCAGAAUUCAAUACCAAUUGGAACAUGGAAUCAGCCUAGUGAUGUGAAAGGUGCACUAAUGGCUGGACGUAGCGGGGCUUUGAAUCGAAAGCGCCGGUAUAGUGAGGCCGAAUCCGAUCAGAUGGACGAUAAAGCUGCAAAGCUAGCAAAAUUUGGGGAGUACAAACGCAGGAAGGAAUUGGAAGGUCGGCAAGAUGGAAAUACAGGAUCAAACUCAAUAACUCCUACUCGUCUCGCAACCAAAGGACCGGCCACGCUUUCACAGCCUCGUACCGAGUCUCCCAUUCUAGGUCUUUAUGACAAGAGUGGUGAUGCUGAUCAUACUAAACAAGACGAUAAUGUCCAGCAUAUGGAGCAAGAUAUGGAAAGGCAGAUACCGGAGUCACCCUCACAACAAAUAGACACUGAAUUGACCACUCUUGAUGAACACAACAACAUUGAAGAAAAUCAGCGUCUCAAGCGAAUCUCGCAGGCUACAGGAAACCAGAUUCCGGAGUUAUCUCAAAAUACAUCCUCACGAUCCUCCAAUAUUCCCUUUAGGACCUCGGGUGGGGACUCUUUCACAUCUGACCUGCCACAAAAUCAUUUCCAAAGCCUAAACCAACGAAUCGAAGUCCUCAACUCUUCACAAUCAGGAUUAUCCCAGAACACACAAGAGCAACAGCUUCCAGCCCAGCCGCGCCGAGGUCCUGGCCGCCCUAGGUCUGCAAAUAAACCAAUUCCUCCUGCUGAUAGUAUGCCUCAUGCUCACCGAGGUCCUGGCCGUCCUAGGUCUACAAAUAAACCAAUUCCUCUUGUUGAUAGUACGCCCCAUGCUCACCGAGGUCCUGGCCGUCCUAGGUCUACAAACAAACCAAUUCCUCCUGCUGAUGUUACGCUCCAUGCUCACCGACCUCGCGGUCGUCCCAAGGGCUCGCUAAACAAAAAUCAUUCCGAUAGUAAUAUAUCGUUUCGUUCUAGUAAUGAAGAAUUGUCUACGCCAGGACGAGAGUUGCGGAGACGUACCAUUCCUUUUCCGGGGUCGAGUCCGCCGGUAAAGGAAGUUGCAAAUACAUCAAGUAAUAAUCUCGUGAUUGACUUGACCGAGAAGGGGAGUGGUGAGACUGGAGAGCUGCGGGAGAUUGGAGAGAGCCCGAUGGCACAAUCAUCCCAAGCUCAAGAGGAUCAUUCUCCUUCACUUCAAGAUGUGGAAAUGGAAGAUAUAUUGCAGCCUAUUAACCCCACGAAAAGACAAAGAAGAAACACCCGCAGUUCUCGUCAUAGACCUUCCGUCGAUUUAGACGAAAUUCUCAAUUCCAGACCCGCAAACACUAAUAGUGACAUUGCUAUGGCUUCGGAGGAAAAUGAACGUGCAGGAAACCAAGCCAAACGGGACGGCAGAUAUCUAAGCGGGUUUAAUGGGACGCCUUCCGAUGAGGAUGAAACGUACACUGAGAAUUACGAUGCUGACAAGAAGGGGAAGCAACAUCAAGAACGGAAAAAAGAAGAUGAACGGGAGGAAGAAGGGUGGAGAGGAAGAGAAAGAGAACGCGAAAUGGACAAAGAAUCGGAAGAGAGAAGAAGAAGCACUCGGACGAGGGAACUAGAGAAGAGAGAGGAGUUGGUUAAAGAAAUGCUUGGGAGGGAUGAUUGA
This is a messenger RNA of Sclerotinia sclerotiorum 1980 UF-70, 2307 nucleotides long. RefSeq lists its product with no specific name. The transcript has 2 exons. NCBI's taxonomy places the organism in Eukaryota, Fungi, Ascomycota, Leotiomycetes, Helotiales, Sclerotiniaceae. Bases 1 to 2307 code for a protein of 768 amino acids. The record is from RefSeq and is a predicted model, not a curated record.